This is a messenger RNA of Linum tenue, 785 nucleotides long. Lineage: Eukaryota; Viridiplantae; Streptophyta; Magnoliopsida; Malpighiales; Linaceae. The record is from the annotation of a GenBank genome assembly.
CACGAUUCCGAUCACAAAACCUUUGCCCUUCUUCCCCCACCACCACCACUUUCUCCCUUCAACGCAAAGCAACUCCAAACAGUUCCCGCGCCGGAUCACAGAUUGAUGAUAUUCCCAACACAACACUUUGCCUCAUGUUUCCUUCAUAAUCCCUCCACAUGAAGGAAGGGCGGAGAACCAAAUCCAUCUCCUCCCCCGCAAAAAUGUCGCCCUCCGCCACCACCAAAAUCCACGUCACCGCCUUGGACGGGAUCGUCAACGUCAACUCGCUCUUCACGCUAGCCCUCUUCCUCGGCCUCUCCCAGCCCAUCUCCAGCUCCGCCGCAUCUCUCGUCACCGACCCAUCCUGCGCCGCUGCCUCUUCCACCGGCGAGGACUUCCUCGUCUUCCACGUCUACGCCUUCAGCUCUUUUCUCUUCUCCAGCCUCGUCGCCUUGGCAAUCAAGCAGGCCAUCGUACUCUCUGACAACAGCGCCGCUGAUAUUACUAGCGCUACCAAUUUCGCCGCCGCUGUUGUUGAUAAUGUGCUGGGACCGGGUUACUAUGAGUCGCUGGUUCAUGUCAAUCUCAAGGCCCUGCGGCUGGGGACUUUGAUUUCGGGAUUGGGUUCGAUUUUGGGAUGUGGGUUCUUGACUCUGGCGCUGGUGAACUUGGUGCAGAUCAAAUUGGGGGUUCUGAGUUGUGGGAGUUUGUACACUGUUGCUGCAAUUGCGCCUUUGGUCACUCUGGUCCCCUUGGCGUCCAUUGUCUAUGUUUUCCUUCUGCUUCAUGCCUUCACUCGUUAG